AUGAGCAUCAUCGAUAAGGGAAAGGGCGCAGAUAGAGACAGCGUAUACAAUCACGCGCUCAGAGUGGCGUAUCUCUCACAUCUCACCUCCCCAAAGCCUUCCCAGCCUUCACAGACGGCAGCCUUCACGUCACCGCACAAGCAGACGUCUUCGAAGCACCUAGCAUCCAUAUCCUCCAUCUCCAUCUCCGACGUUCUCAAGGAUUCUCUCACUCGGGACAGCAAAGGUGUCAAGUUCCCCGAGAAAUUCGUCAAAGCGUUGGAGAAGAAGUGCGAGCAGGUGGCUAUGGGCAGGGAUCCAAUCUACAAUGACAGAGACUUCAGGGCUAUCAUCGGCGUCUUUUACGGCAAAUUCAGCAGGAACAAGCAAACUUACAAAUCUAAUCGCAAAAUUGAAGAAAUAGUUAUGCAUUUUGUCUCGGAAGCUGUGGUUCAUUUGAAGAAAAUAUCCCCUGAUAACUGGCAGAAUCUGAUUAUACUACAGUCUGUCAAAUUUAUUCAGCUUAUCUCAAACACGCUUAAGUCCAUCUCCGGCGUCUCCACGGAACUCCUCGAUCGUAUUAAAGGUUAUGAGGCUAAACUUAAUCCUGGACAUGACAUCAGCACGAGAGAUGUUACUAGGGAGGGCACAAGGGACGCUAUGAAAGACACCCCAAAUAAACAACCAGGCAGCCCUAUUCCAUCCACUCCAAAUCCCGGGAUCAGUCAUUUGGUUAGCGAUAUGCCUAUGGUCCUCACUGUCGGUGAACUCUACGGCAAAUCACCCCUCACCCUCCAGGAAGAUGUCAACGUCAUCAGCCUGAUUGUCUCUGAAAAAGCUGCUCUCAACGAUAUUAAGACAUGUCUCCAACAUCUCGGCUCUGAUGAGGCUAUCACAGGCAAGGUAUCCGACUUUGCCUCCGAGCAGGCAUAUGAUCAUUGGAAGUUGAUCGAAAUGGAAACUCUCACUCAGCUUAUGAAAAUGAUGGUCCAGCUAAACCCAGCCCUUGCCAAGUCUGGCCCUUCUGAUACUCUGCCAUCACCAAGACCUACAUUUCAGCAAUCCAAUUCAAAUUCUCAAGAAGACUACUUAAACACCCUUUCGCGUAAUACCCACGCUUCAAUUUCACGCAAGCCUUCAAUGACCUCACGAUUCUCUUUAAGCUCAGUAGCUGAUGCAGUCUCAAGAACUACAUCGAAUGAAGAUGAGAAGAGCGGUGAGAAUGCAAAUUACCAUCAAGCGAUUCAAACUCAUGAUUACACUAUCAUUCCACCAUCCCCAAGAAGUUAUUAUGCAAGUCUGCUCAAUCAGUCUAUGGCUUUCGAUUUGGAUGCGAUGCAAAACAUGUCUGAGGAUGACCAAGUAUCGUUGGGUAUUAUUUCAUCUCGCCAUCUAGAAUUACUCGCUGAAUGUGCAGUACGUUGGCGUAUUAGCCCACCAUCAAAGACGGCAGCAUUUGUCAAUGAGAUGGUAAUGAGAUUCGAGACUGACCAAGUACCAAUUGACUGCAUACAUGAGGCAAUCAGAGGAGUACAGAAAACACUAGGUGAAUGGCAACUAGACCAGUGGCCAACAAUCGAUCGCAAUUCUCUUAUUAGUCUAUACAAGCGAGUAGCAUACACAUCACUGAUUAGAAUUGGUGAGAGACUCGAUGACGCUUUGUCUUCUAGUGCGGAUGAUCUUUACACUGAUACAGAGAUUCUUCCCAUCCUACAUGACACUGGACUUCUUAUACAAGGUGGCAUGGAUAUCCAGUUCGAACUUGAUAGAAUCAAAGGGAGAGUGUCAGAAUUCGCUAAAAACACCUACAAUGCUGAACGAAAGACUGUUGAAAAUACAAACCGUCUAAGCGUAAUGGAUUCCGCUUUCGCUUUAGUUGAAUGGGUGCAGAAGACAGGAAAGAAAUUAGACAAACUAUACCCAAUGCCCCUUCUUGAUUACAUCGACAUUGUACCCCUAUUUAUUGAAAAGGCUGUGCCUUUGUGUAUUGCAGAUAUCAAGUGGAAGAUACCCAUGUUCUUGGAACAACUACGAAGCAGGCCAAAUGGAUUUCCUAUAGACGACGCAUUUGAGUUAAUGUCGAGGGUGAGGAGGUUGAUUACUUUUUCAAAUCAAGCGUGUCCUGGAGCUCAACUGGACUUUUCUAUAAGCACUGCCUUCGGUCCAUUUGUGGAGCACUACUUGGAGCAGUCUGGCCGCAAGACAGAGCAGUGGGUGCAAGCUGCUAUCAGAGCGGAUAAUUUCCAACAGGAGGACAAUAUCGGCCACUCGUCGUCAAUAGUUGAUCUCUUCGCAUCGCUCAAAACGUGUGUGCUAAACAUUAAAAACCUCGACUGGCCAGAUCAAGUGGAGCACGCCAAGUACAUGACCAGACAGGCAAAAACGCUCAGUCGGGCGAUCGACCAAUACAGCAGGACGUUACUGGAUAUGUUUAUGAACGAGAUGUUUCCAGCCCCGCUACCAGAGACGCCACUGCCUGGACAAUCAGCGUGGGUGGCCCGAGCGCAGCAUUUCGUACAGGGUGAAAAGAAAACGGUGCCGUUCAACUUUGACGCAAAAUCUUGCGUCAAGUUGAACAACAUAGAGUCUGCGAAAUCGCUCCUCGACAGUCUGUAUACUCUGUGCGAUGCUGACGAGGUAGCCAACAUGCUACAGGAGGGUGAAGGUGAGGGUGAGAGUAAAGCUGUGUACUCUAACACCCCAUCCACAUCCACACAUAACCCCCGCUACCUCUUCUCUAUCAAGGUCGUCAUGGCGGAGGAUCUUCGCGCGAGAGACCUCUCACCAGGACGAUUGGAUCCUUUCGUUACUAUCGCCGACGAGCGUGGUGAUCGCAUUUACAAGAGCAGGACUAUCUAUAACGCCCGCAACCCGCGUUGGGAGGAGAGCGUCGACCUGUCGCUCACAAAGGCGCUCUGGAUCGGCGCUACUCUCUGGGACAGGAGCACAAUCGGCGAACACAAACUGAUCGGUAGGGGCUAUCUCAAACUCGACCCUCCUAAGUAUGAAGAUUGUCUGCCGCAGGACAAGUGGCUGAAGUUGGAUUCUAAUAAUGGCGCUGUGCUCCUGCGCGUGAGCAUGGAAGGCGAGAAGGAUGACAUACAGUUCCAUUUUGGCAGAGCUAAUAUAUCGCUCAAGAGGGCAGAGUCUGAUAUGUGUCGGACGAUAGUUGAUAAAAUGUCACCGUUCAUUCAGCAGUGUCUCAACAGAACAGUGCUGCGCUCUCUUCGCAAAGGGGGUGGAUACUCGGAGCAGGUGACCAAGACUAUUGACAAUAUCACGGCCAACUAUAAAAAUUGGAAAACUCAACGCACGAACCAGUCGAUGGAUAGCGAGAUACCACUGCCUAAAGAUGAGCUACCACCGACACCACCAACAGCUGCAGUGAUGCGCAAUCGCAAUCGCACUGAUCAGCUGACAGAUGAGGAGAUCGAGGAUGCUAUUGGACCUCUUUUUGAUUACUUUGAUGCUAACUUUGCAGUACUGGCGUCGACGCUGACUGAUACUGCCAAGAUAACAGUCAUGUCGAGGGUGUGGAAGGAGGUGCUUAUGACAAUAGAGGGGUUACUCGUACCUCCGCUGUCGGAGCACUUUAGCGAUAUGAGGCCACUUCCAGAUAAAGAAGUGGAUAUAGUGUUUAAGUGGCUGCAGUCGCUGAGACUUUUCUUUUACGCUGAUGGUGAAGGACUGCCGCUUGAGACGCUGCAGAACCAAAAAUACAACGAAAUAGUAUCAAUACGGCUGUACUACGACUGGCCGACUGAUCCACUAAUGGAGGAGUGUGUCAAGAUGAUGCAGAUGGGUCUGCGCAAGGCGCCCACAUUGCGCAAGAAGAGAAAGACAGUCAAAUCGCACAGGAACAUGGGUACGAUCAAGGCGCGCAAGAAGAAAGAUCACAAGCUGCAAGAAUCAGAUCAUGGAGAUAUCAUACUCAAAAUCUUGCGUAUGCGUCCAUCUACUAAGGAUUUCGUCGGUCAGCAGUUAGAGGUAUCGAGUAAUUACAAACCUGCGAAAAAUAGAUUAACGGAUGGUAUUACGCAGAUAAAGAAGGGAAUCGAUAGCGCGGCUUUGCGCACAAAGAGAUCGUCUGUAGUUUCUACCAUGAGUAAUAGCCCGAAUACUGACGCUAGCUAUGGUAAUACUAGUACUACUGGGAAUACUACGAAUUCGAGCAUCUAG
Molecule: messenger RNA, 4158 nt
Organism: Wallemia ichthyophaga EXF-994
Lineage: Eukaryota; Fungi; Basidiomycota; Wallemiomycetes; Wallemiales; Wallemiaceae
Exons: 6
Coding region: 1-4158 (1385 amino acids)
Source: RefSeq, a predicted model, not a curated record